UAGAUUGAAUUGAAUUCCCAUGAUGCUUUACAAAUGCUCUCCUAAUUUAGGUGUAAUUAAGAAAGGGAGGAAAAUCAAAGCAUGAGCCCAAGAAGAGAGUGAGGGAGCCUAUUAAUGCCCAGAAAACAAACGUGUGGGUGAAAUCUUGAUGAAGCUGUAAAGUGCUGCUGUUCUGAAAAUGUGGAAGGAGAGGGGUGCCUGGGUGGCUCAAUGGGUUAAGCAUCAGACGCUUGGUUUCAGGUCAUGAUCUCAUGGUUUGCGAGUUUGAACCCUGCAUCAGUCUCUGUGCUGACAGUGAAGAGCCUGCUUGGGAUUCUCUCUCCUUUUCUCUCUGCCUCCCCACUGCCCAUUCUGUCUCUCUUUCUCAAAGUAAAUGAAUAAACUGAAAAACAAAAUGAGGAAGGAGAAAGGACUUCCUUCCAUGUUUACUUGAUCUAGACACCUAGCUAGAAGUGACUAUAAGUUCUCAUUAAUGUUUUACUUAUUUAGCUCCUCAGCAAAUGAUAAUUUAAGAUGAGUUGAACAUGAAAGUUUGCUGAGGAUAGGAAUGAAUGGCCCUUUGGUUUCAUAGUGACCAUGAAUUUUGCUAAUGAUAGAGCCAAGGGUAAUGCACUCGUUUUCAUAGGACUUGGGGAAUAGCUUGUCUGAUGCUUAAGGGGAAAUCAAGGUUGAGUUUUUAGUUAAUGUAUUAUCAAAGAAAAAUUCAGAUUUGAGAGCAUUGAACUUUUUGUGGGGGGAGGAGGCACAUCAUGCACAUUUAAAAAAUCAUACAGUCUUAACUGCUCGAUCCCAGCCCUCACUCGGAAAAUUGCCCUGUAAUGCACCAGUUGAGAUGUUGAUGAAAACAGACAGAAAAGAGAAAAAACACAGAAAGUAGGCCUUUAUCAUUUAGGUCUAAGGCACAUGGAUAUUCAUUUUGCUAGCUUAUGCCACUACACAUGAUUGAAGGGGUUUUGAUAUUGACCAAAAUGCUCAGGGUUGUUUUCUUAAAAUACAUCUUGAUGACUGGACUUGGUGGAAUUAGCAGCUUCUUUGGUUUCACAGUAUUGCAUCCUUAUAAACUGUUCUUUCACCUCAGAGCUGUGUCCAAAUGGAGACUGAUAUAAAAAGGGGGCCACACGAUCACUGACAUUGACGGAGUGCUUUCUAACCUUCCAUCCUUCUUUUUUUUUUUUUAAUGAAGUCCACCUAAAAAAAUUUUUUUAAUGUUUAUUUGAGAGAGUGCAUGCAAGUGGGGGAGGGAAGACAGAGGAUCUGAAGCAGGCUCUCUGCUUUCAGCACAGAGAUGUGGGGCUCGAACUCCUAACCAUGAGAUUAUGACUUGAGCCGAAGUCGGCUGCUUAACCGACUGAGCCACCCAGGUGCCCCUGACCUUCUGUCCUUCUUCAGUAAACAUUUCUGAGGUAGGACUGAUGGCUGGAGUUGGUGGUUUGGAAUGACCACUGGUCGAGCCUCUUCCAAGUGCCCUGGCACACAGCUGUCUGGUAUUGCUCAGAGAUCAUUGACACACAGGUGGUAAUGCUGCGAGGGGUAAUUAGUUGUAUGCUGUAGACCAUAUAACAAUUUUGGUGUAAAAGAUUUUGAUUUAAAAAAUAACCAAACUCAGGGGCACCUGGGUGGCUCACUUGGUUAAGCAUCUGACUCUGCGUUUCGGCUCAGGUCAUGGUCUCACUGUUCGUGAGUUCAAGCCCUUGCAUUGGGUUCUGCAUUGUCAGUGCGGAGCCUGCUUGGGAUUCUCUCUCUCACCCUGUCUCUGGCCCUCCCCUGAUUGUACUCUCUCUCUCUCUCAAAAUAAAUAAAUAAACUUAAAAAAAAAUAGCCUAAUUCACACAUUUUGUAGCAGAAAAUGAUGCAUCAUGUUCUUCCAUGAGGUUCUUCAGUGGUGAAGCAGUUGGUUAGUCUUAGAAUACUUCUGGGCAGUCCGCUUGAAGAUGGGUCUGUGCAGCAUGGUUUUUAUUUUUUCCUCCAUUCCCCCUGUCUCCUUCCCUCCCUCACUGUUGAACUAUUUCAGUUUUCUAAUUCUCUGCUGACAAAUUCCAGGAAUAUCAGAAACAUGCAGUAUAUAUCUGUUAAAGGACAUGUACCCCCCCUUUUAUUUUAUAAAGGAAUAUUAUAGAGGGAAAAUACUAGCUUCAUCAGAAGCACAUAGAUCUAUUUCUAAAAUGCUUUUCACUCUUUUUUUUUUUCUUCUUCUUGAAGGUGAAGUGGCUACAAGUAAUCUGUUCCAUUUGAAUGAACAGGCAUGUAAUUCAAUUGGGUUUAUCUUCUAUUGCAAACUCUUUAGUUUUUGGUAAUAGAGCUAUCUGUUUUUAAAAAUGUGUGCAUACAUAUAUUUGGAACUGUGUGUGUAUAUUAAUGCAGUCUAGUCCGGAAAGCAUUAGAAUUGGUAAAAGCUUGGGUUUAAUGCCUCCUGAGAUUUGGAGAAGCCCCAUCAUUGCCAAACAUAGUCUUGCUCCUACUGAGCUAAUAAUGGAUGAUUUGGGGUCUUAACACGUGCGAUCAUACAAUUUUUUUUUUUUUUUUUUUUUUUUUUUUUUAGGUGAAUGCCUUUGGGUGUUGAAGUGAUUGGGCUUCCCAGCUGGCUAUUUUUAGGCUAUCUCUUUUUGGGAGACUGUGUUGAAAGGCAACUGGGUUCCAAAAUGGGAGAAAUAAAGUCCAUAGAAGGUCUUUGUCAACCUGUUGGCAAUAGAUCAAGUAGUUAAAGAGGAGAAACUUAACAGUGUCUUUGUCUUUGUGAUUUCAGGAGUGAUUACUGUUCUGAAGUGAGCAUUGGAGGAGGAUCCAUUAGGCCAUCAGAAUGGAAAUGAGGAAAGGAAAUCAGCUGACGCAGGAGCCGGAGUGAGACCGACGUGCCCACAAACCCAGCCUGCACCAUGAACUUGUGUCUCCCUUCUGCGCUUUAAGAGCCAAGGGCAGGUGAAGUUGCUGGAGAGCAAUGGCUUUCUUUACUCCGUGGAAGUUGUCCUCUCAGAAGCUGGGCUUUUUCCUUGUGACUUUUGGCUUUAUCUGGGGUAUGAUGCUCCUGCAUUUUACCAUCCAGCAGCGAACUCAGCCUGAGAGCAGCUCCAUGCUGCGUGAGCAGAUCUUGGACCUCAGCAAGAGGUACAUCAAGGCGCUGGCAGAAGAAAACCGGAAUGUGGUGGAUGGGCCAUACGCUGGUGUCAUGACAGCUUAUGAUCUGAAGAAAACACUUGCUGUGCUUUUGGAUAAUAUCUUGCAGCGCAUUGGCAAGUUAGAGUCAAAGGUGGACAAUCUUGUAAUCAAUGGCACGGGAACAAACUCGACCAACUCCACCACGGCUGUUCCCAGCUUGGUAGCACUUGAGAAAAUUAAUGUGGCAGAUAUCAUUAAUGGAGCUCAAGAAAAAUGUGUAUUGCCUCCUAUGGAUGGCUACCCCCACUGCGAGGGGAAAAUCAAGUGGAUGAAAGAUAUGUGGCGCUCGGAUCCCUGCUACGCAGACUACGGAGUGGAUGGGUCCACCUGCUCUUUCUUUAUUUACCUCAGUGAGGUUGAAAACUGGUGUCCUCAUUUACCUUGGAGAGCAAAAAAUCCCUAUGAAGAAGCUGAUCAUAAUUCAUUGGCGGAAAUCCGUACAGAUUUUAAUAUUCUCUACAGCAUGAUGAAAAAGCAUGAAGAAUUCCGGUGGAUGAGACUCCGGAUCCGGCGAAUGGCUGAUGCAUGGAUCCAAGCAAUCAAGUCCCUGGCAGAAAAGCAGAAUCUUGAAAAGAGAAAGCGGAAGAAAGUCCUUGUUCACCUGGGACUCCUGACUAAGGAAUCUGGAUUUAAGAUAGCAGAGACAGCUUUCAGUGGUGGCCCUCUUGGUGAAUUAGUUCAGUGGAGUGAUUUAAUUACAUCUCUGUACUUACUGGGCCAUGACAUUAGGAUUUCAGCUUCACUGGCUGAGCUCAAGGAAAUAAUGAAGAAGGUUGUAGGAAACCGAUCUGGCUGCCCAACUGUAGGAGACAGAAUCGUUGAGCUCAUUUAUAUUGAUAUUGUGGGACUUGCUCAAUUCAAGAAAACUCUUGGACCAUCCUGGGUUCACUACCAGUGCAUGCUCCGAGUCCUGGACUCAUUUGGCACGGAGCCAGAGUUCAACCAUGCUAACUAUGCCCAGUCUAAAGGCCACAAGACGCCCUGGGGCAAAUGGAAUCUGAACCCACAGCAGUUUUAUACCAUGUUCCCUCAUACCCCAGACAACAGCUUUCUGGGAUUUGUGGUUGAGCAGCAUCUAAACUCCAGCGAUAUCCACCACAUUAACGAAAUCAAAAGGCAGAACCAGUCCCUUGUGUAUGGCAAAGUGGAUAGCUUCUGGAAGAAUAAGAAAAUCUACUUGGACAUUAUUCACACGUACAUGGAAGUGCAUGCGACCGUUUAUGGCUCCAGCACGAAGAAUAUUCCCAGUUAUGUGAAAAACCAUGGCAUCCUAAGUGGGCGGGACCUACAAUUUCUUCUCCGAGAAACCAAGUUGUUUGUUGGACUCGGGUUCCCUUAUGAGGGCCCAGCUCCCCUGGAGGCCAUUGCAAAUGGAUGUGCUUUUCUGAAUCCCAAGUUCAGCCCACCCAAAAGCAGCAAAAACACAGACUUUUUCAUUGGAAAGCCAACACUGAGAGAGCUGACAUCCCAGCAUCCGUAUGCUGAAGUGUUCAUUGGCCGGCCCCAUGUUUGGACGGUUGACCUCAGCAAUCAGGAGGAAGUGGAGGAUGCCGUGAAAGCAAUUUUAAGUCAAAAGAUUGAGCCAUACAUGCCAUAUGAAUUCACAUGUGAGGGGAUGUUGCAGAGAAUCAAUGCUUUCAUUGAAAAACAGGAUUUCUGCCAUGGGCAGGUGAUGUGGCCGCCUCUCAGUGCCCUGCAGGUGAAGCUCGCCGAGCCCGGACAGUCCUGCAAACAGGUGUGCCAGGAGAACCAGCUCAUCUGUGAACCUUCCUUCUUCCAGCAUCUCAACAAGGACAAAGACAUGCUGAAAUAUGAGGUGAUCUGCCAAAGCUCAGAGCUGGCCAAGGACAUCUUGGUGCCCUCCUUCGACCCCAAGAACAAGCACUGUGUGUUUCAAGGUGACCUCCUGCUGUUCAGCUGUGCGGGCGCCCACCCCAGGCACCAGAGGGUCUGCCCCUGCCGGGACUUCAUCAAGGGCCAGGUGGCUCUCUGUAAAGACUGUCUAUAGCGGCCACUGACUCGGCCCCACACGCACUCUGCUGGGGAAACGGUGGCCCCAACACCAUCGGGGCAGGGCCAGGGGGCAGACGUCAUUCAGGGACUCUCGCCAGAGCCUGAACUUGAUGAUGGAAGGUUUCAAUUUGGUAUUGCUCCUUCUGUGGUCAGAGCACCAUGGCAGAGUUUUCCCCAAAAUGAAACAAGAGCAGAUGUCAAGUGGGGAGCCUGGCUUCUCGCUGGCACAACUUCAUUUUUUAUUUCUUGAGGAGACUGUGUCUAUGAGGCUGCUCCGAGGUAGAGGGAGAGUCUCAAGAUGCAUUUAAAACAGAACCAGAGGAGGAAUGGAGCUGAGCUUGUCGGAAAGAACUUGAUACGGGAACAUUCCUAAACCCAUUAACUUAUUUAUUUGGGUGGGUGGGAGGGGGAACAGGGGAGGGCAAAGAGGGAUUGAUCACAUGUCUUGUUUCUUUGAUUUCCCACUGUUUACUGUCCACCUUCACUGUAUUAUUAUUCCCGUCUGCUUCCGGAAGGAAGCAGGAGGGAGACAGGGUGCACUGUGGGGCUGGUGGCUUGCUUGAGGGCAGCUGCGGGGAUCUGGCUCCUCAAAGUGGAUGGUGGCAGAACAAAAGAAAAUCUUGUGUGUGCUUGACAGAUGGCAGCUAGAAGACGGGCACCUCCUGGGUGCGGGGACGUGCCUGUGUUGUUCUGAGAGCCCAGCCAGGGACCAAAGAUGGGGCUGCUUUGCAGUGAGAGCUCCUUUCCUUGACCCUCCCACUUGCCCAUCACACACACACACACACACACACACACACACACACCUCGGCCCUAAUUUCUGAUGAGGAUCCCUUUGGGAAAGAAAGAACACGACUGGGGAAUUGACAUUUGCUACUUUGUGGUAAAUCUACCCUCCCUUAAAUGCCACUGGAAGGAGGAAAGUACAAAAAGGGGACUAAAGGUCAUGCUUAUUUACCCCUAAAGAGGUUUAUCUGAGCUGGGGUGUGGACACCCGUGAAGCUGGCCCCUGAGAACCAGUUCCACCACCAGAGCUGUGCUCCAGACAGAUGCGCUUGUGUCUAGUCCUUCUCAUGUCUCAUGUCACCGACGUCCCAGAAAUGAGGCUCUCAGUGGACCUGAUAUUGGCCGGGGGAAUAGGGCAGGCCAGGACGAAUGUGGUGGGCAGUCCUGGCCGCUCACCCUUGGGUGUGGGGGUGUGUGUCUUGCAUGGGGUUGGAGUCUGAUGCUGGCUCUUCCUCAAGGCGUGACUAUUCUGAGGGGCAUAUUCUGAGUUGGCAGGUUGGCCCCGUCAGUCAUUGGAUGCCCCUUCCAAACCCUGGAGUCCCCAGUCUCUGCCUUGGUGUGAGUUCCCCGCCCCCACCCAGCACUGUUUCAGUGCUCUGGCUAGAAGUGUGUGUGUUUCCUGUGAAGCCCCUGGCAUCUCCAUGCUGAUAACAAUGAGUCCUUUUCUCCCUCUUACAGAACAUCCCAGUUAUGAGCUGUGGUGUCAUCCAUCUAGCCCUCACUGGUGGUUUUGAGUGCCUUGGUCACCUAACACCGUGCUCCCCACCUCCCACAGCAGUCCUGUGCUUCCUAGCCCACUCCCUGCCAUCUGAGACAGCCAGCCCAGCCUCGGCCAGACAGAACUGUUCGGCAGGGCCGAUGGCUGGUUGGGCCUUCGGGAAGUGAGCUAAAUCACGAGGAUCACACGGCAAGUGGAGCCUUUAGGUAGCGGAAGUCAGAUUGUGCCUGCUUCUCGAUUCUUCCCUAGUGCAGAAGUAAUAUCAAAUGCACAGCCAGCCUUUUUUUUCUUAGUCUAUCAGUGGGUCUGAAUUGUACCUCUGAUCCCAGAGAGUGAAGGGGGUGAGGCGGAGCAGCCAAGGUCUUCCCCACCUCUCAGGUGGCUCCUGAGCACAUGUGACAGACUUCUGAUAGGGAGACCUCUGCCCUGAGCGUCAGUGCAGGGGCCCCUCAGGAACUAGCAGAGAACAGCUUCUACCUGGGCCCAGCAGCAAGGGUAUAAGUCCAAAGGGAGUCUUGGUUAUAGGGUGUGAGUGUGUGUGUGUCUGUGAGUGUGCGUGCAUACGUGUGUGUGUGUGUUCCUGAAGUUUUGCAAGGGCAAUGCCUGCUGUGAGAGAAGCAACGGCCUUCUGUGUUGUUAGGAGCAGUUCUUCCCUAGGAAUGGGUCUCUUGGUUUCACCCUAGGUUGUAGGAAUUUGCUUGAGUUCCCAGGGCUGCAUUUCCUGGGCCAGUGCCGCCCUCUCCUGGGCUUUUGUGGGAGCUUCCAAAAGUGAAGAUGUCAUGCAGGCAUUGGACCAGCAGGGGGAGCCUAUGGGCUGAGACCGAUUUCUCUAGCUCAGCCAGAUUAACCCAUUUUGCAGAGCUGUUUAAAUAAGCACAGGGACUCAGAAAACAAGGAAGUUGAAAGGCAACAUUCCCAGAAAGAUGCUUUGCCUGCAUGGUAUUCCAAAGGCUGCAGGGAUUUAUGGAUUUAUGGCUGUCCCGUUUGCUGAGCUCAGGGCCUCUCCGCCUCCCCAUUCCUCUCCUCUGUAUCAGGACUCAGGUCAAGCAGUCCAGCAGAGCACUUUAUUUCCUGCACUUGAAGAUCCCAGCUGCCCACCCCCCAGCCCAGUAGUGGCCAGAAGUAAGAAGAGUUCUGCAGGUGGGGAGCUGCUGCUUCCCAGGAAAACCCACACCCCAGCUGUCCAGGGCUUUAUGAACAGAGGCGGCAACACCCAAAUGUACAGCAGCUCCCAGGCCACCAGAAGCGUGGCCCAAGUCUGGUCUGUGACCCACAGGAGGAAAUUGGAGAGGGCAUCUCCAUCUGCACUGUGUGAAAGGGGCACGGUCCCUGGCUGCCCUGGGAGAGAAGGGUGCUUCUCAGAGUAGGAGCUGGGAGCCUUUGGUGGUUCUGCUACUGCCAAACUGAACGGAACCCUAAACCCAUUUUUAAUUGAUGAUUUCCACAGGGACAGAAAUCCCGAGUCAGGAUCAGUGUCUUCCUGUGUCCUAGGCACACCUUGCCUGGUCUGUAAGUUUUUGUAUGUUUUUUUUCUAAGUGAAAUUUGGCUUCCUGCUCCCCACCCCCCUGCAAUGUUAUCCUAAAGUCUUAAAAAAAAAAAAAAAAUGAGGGAAAUUUAUCUAAUUUAUUAAAAGAGAGAAAGCUUUCCUUUGAAACAUAAACACUUUGAGAAGUAAAACUCCUGAAAGGGGAAACACACUUACUUUAAUGCCAGUAAACACCUCAUGUAUCUCAUGUAUAUAGUUUGAUUUGCACAUGUACAAAUGGAGAUACUUUUUGCAUUUUUGCCUGGAUUGGGUUUUUGUCACUGCUUUAGUUGGCUUUUUUGUGUGUGUUUGCUCUAUGUUUCGAAAUAUUAGGAAUCUGUUUCUUUGAUAUUUAUUGUUUUCACUUUUGAUGUGCCUUUUCACUUUUCUUUGGGAUUGGUUUUUAGAAUCUGGGUACCAUUUAAGGAAAAUCACAGACUCCUCCAGCUUAGAAGACACAUCCUUGUAUCACUGCAGAUGUGCAGGCUGGGCUCCAGAAAUGCCCUCCAAGCCCCCUGGGCCACAGCAUAAAUGCCCACACACCCGUACGAGGCCACAGGAACCCUCAGGAGAAGGACUGGCUUCCUCCAGACCAGUCUGUGCCUCCCUGGCUGCUCCGGGUCUUUGGCUCUGAGGACAGCUGGUUGCCAGUGUGCUAGUGGGCCCGUGCUGCCUGCCAGCCAUGCCCUGGGUGAGGUCUGAGUUCAUGAGCAGCACUAGCCCCAAAACACUUUUUCUGAUCAUAAAGGGAAAAGAAUAGGCACCCUUUUUGUUUCCUUAGGGAACACAGGGUUUAGUAAAGGUGAUGAAACCGUAUGCUGUGUACAGGUGCGUUUGUGCUUUUUAGACCAGACUGAGGGAGGCCACCCCAUUUCUCCAAGGUGGUUUACCUAGAUUGUGUAUAUAAUUGGGACAGUACUAGCCUCUUCCAUGACCCCCAAAUCCUUGAUUAAAAAAAAAAAAAAGUCUAUUUUGUUAACGACAGGCUCUGUUGUGUUACUAUUCCAAGCCUGGAUUGCUUUAUUUAUUUGAAAGUAUUUUAUUUUCCAUAUUGGCUUCAUUCUAAUCCCAUCCAUCCCAUAGGGCUGCAGCGCGCCCCCCC
Molecule: messenger RNA, 9295 nt
Organism: Panthera uncia (snow leopard)
Lineage: Eukaryota; Metazoa; Chordata; Mammalia; Carnivora; Felidae
Gene: MGAT5
Product: alpha-1,6-mannosylglycoprotein 6-beta-N-acetylglucosaminyltransferase
Exons: 17
Coding region: 2936-5161 (741 amino acids)
Biological process (GO): protein N-linked glycosylation
Cellular component (GO): Golgi apparatus
Molecular function (GO): alpha-1,6-mannosylglycoprotein 6-beta-N-acetylglucosaminyltransferase activity
Source: RefSeq, a predicted model, not a curated record